This is a messenger RNA of Sesamum indicum (sesame), 1566 nucleotides long. The record is from RefSeq and is a predicted model, not a curated record. Lineage: Eukaryota; Viridiplantae; Streptophyta; Magnoliopsida; Lamiales; Pedaliaceae.
AUGGAUGAGGUGGAUGGGGCGUCAGACGGAGCGAAGGGGGCCAACCAAUCAGGGAUGGACUGGGCCCCUUCAUGCCUUCGUUCGACCGAAGUCCAACAUUUGCUGGAGGAGUUUGCAAUUCCUCCAAGAUCUUCUGAUCUCUCCCUUCUUCUGGAAAAACUGAAUGAAAUGCCUUAUGAUUGUAAGAGCAUGAUUGAGGAAAAGCUUUUCAGCCAUUUUAGGUUAAGCCAGUGGUACGGCCAAGGCCACCCAAUGAAGCCACACCGCAUCCGCAUGGCUCACAAUCUCAACGUGGACUGCUCCCUCCACCGGCGGAUGGAGAUCAACCGCCCGUUCCCCGCCGGGCCCGGGGACAUAGGCCGCUUUCAUUCGCUGGAGUACGUCGAGUUCCUCUCCUCCGUCACCCCGGACACGCUCCAGGCCAUACUCACGCGCGUCAACGUUGGCGAAGAUUGCCUUGUUUUUUAUGGGCAAUUCGGUUUCUGCCAGGCCUCCGCCGGCUGCUCCAUUGGUGCUGCCGUUAAGCUUAACAGGCAGGAUUCCGACAUUGCGAUUAAUUGGGCAGGCGGGUUGCAUCAUGCGAAGAAGAGCGAGGCUUCGGGGUUUUGUUAUGUUAAUGAUAUUGUAUUGGGGAUUCCUGAGCUCCUUAAAGUCCAUAGGCUGUGUACUUUACAUAGUCAUGGAUAUUCAAAAUGGGGAUGGUGUUGAGGAGGCCUUUUAUGUAACAGACCGGGUGAGACGGUCUCACUCCUUAAGUUUGGCGAUUCUUUUACUGGACCUGGGCACAUUAAAGACAUUGGGGUAGGUGCAGGGAAGUGUUAUGCUCUUAGUGUCCCACUGAAUGAUGGACUGUUUAUUCCGUCCCAUCAUCCAGAAAGUAAUGGAGGUCCACCAGCCGGACGCUGUUGUUCUUCAAUGUGGGGCAGAUUCAUUGGCUGGUGAUCGGUUGGGUGCUUUAAUUUAUCUGUGAAGGGCCACGCAGAUUGCCUUUGUUUCUUAAGGUCGUCCGAUGUUCCUCUUAUGGUUUAGGGUGGGGGAGGAUAUACAAUGAGGAAUUUCGCCCGUUGCUGGUGUUAUGAGGUCCCUCUCUAUCCUUUCUCUCCUCUGUGUGUGUGGGUUUAUUCAUGAGCUGGCUAUCUAUUUAUUUGUAGUACAUGCAAUUCUUUGUGUAUGGCUUUUGUUGGUGUUUCAAUGAAUCAUUUAAGGUCUGAUAAAUUUGUGGGAUGUCAACUGAGAUUUUGCUGCUUUUUGUUAGACUGCUAAUCAGUGGUGUGUCCAAGACAGGUUCUCCGGGUACUCUCCAACCUUCCUUAGUAGAUGUCUCUCCUAUGCAUUCAUUUUUAUAGGGAUCCUCGAACAUUAUGCUUUCUGAUAGAGUUUCAACCAAGUACAAGUUAUACAGAGAAAAAGCUUCACUGCGUGCUAAAUUUUGCGGAUAGCUCGUCAAGUUUUGUAUUAUCUCCUUUCUGUGUUGCCAAUGUUGUUCAAGUGUAAAGUUGGCGUCCAGUAAAACGAGACUUUUUUUUUUACCAUCCUAAAUAUGCAAUACUUGAAUGAAUCCACCUC